Messenger RNA from Penicillium brevicompactum, 2016 nucleotides. RefSeq names its product Zn(II)2Cys6 transcription factor. The record is from RefSeq and is a predicted model, not a curated record. Bases 1 to 2016 code for a protein of 671 amino acids. Gene Ontology annotation, biological process: positive regulation of transcription by RNA polymerase II. Gene Ontology annotation, cellular component: nucleus. NCBI's taxonomy places the organism in Eukaryota, Fungi, Ascomycota, Eurotiomycetes, Eurotiales, Aspergillaceae. Gene Ontology annotation, molecular function: transcription cis-regulatory region binding; zinc ion binding; DNA-binding transcription factor activity, RNA polymerase II-specific. The transcript is spliced from 3 exons.
AUGUCCUCUAGUACGCAGAGUGGAAGUUCUUGUUUGAGCUGCCGCGCUAGAAAGGUGAAGUGCGACCGAAUCUCCCCGCAAUGCUCGCCAUGUAAGAAGCGGAAGCUCAGUUGCGAGGUUCCAGCAGCCCCGCCAAGGGUGCGUUGGUUACGUCCGCGUGUGAAUCGAAUCUCUCAGGAUGAUGUGGAGGAGCUGCAUGCGAGGCGACGGCCUUUAUUCACAGCCCUCGAUUUAGCCCACAAUGCGGCCGAAUUAGUAUUCACCACGGGGGACAGCUCGAUUGUGUCAAUUCUAGACGAACUAGACCAGCAAUCUGAUACCAUUGCAAGCCAUCAGACCCUGUGCAAUGGGCCAUUCCAUGUAUUCCAAGCCACGGAAAUGCUCCCUACGACUCAACCCGAAACCAUCUCAGAUAUAUUCGACCCAGAGCUCUGGAAUGCUGACUCUGCACAUGUUGCCGAUAUCUUGGAAGAAGAGAUUGAGUAUAGUCCUGAUCAGCUUGCGGAAAGCCCAGAGCUCCUUGGUAUAGACGACCCCAUCUUGGAACCCGAGACCUUCAUAUUGGAAAAUAUCGAAUUUGUCAUUCCACCAAGAAGUCCCAGGGCUAUCCGAUCCAUCACCUCUCUUCCACCAUCUCCUUCUCGCUCAUCUGCAUCAGACCUGGCGGAUUUCACCAUGCCACUUGCCAAAAUGCUGCUUGAUCACUAUCGCCAUCGACUGGUUGCAUUCUUCACCCCGGCUCGGACUGAGGUAAAGUCACCAUGGGAAGCCAUCUACAUCCCUAGCUUGCUCAGUACGGUAGGAGAGAUUGGUCUCGCAGGAGACAGCGGCAAUGCAAAGGUUUCGCUGCUGUUUGCAGUAUUUGCAAUCAGCGCGUUUAGUCAGAACCAGAGCCUCUCACCAAACGAAGGAAAUGAGUACCAGGAUUGGAAUUUUCUUGGCGAAAUGUAUCGCGAAAAAGCUUCCAUGCGAUUGAAACAAUCACUGCGCAGUCUAUCUCGUGACAAAGCCAAGAAGGAAAAAUACAAGGAUAUCUUGAUGGCCCUUUUGAGCAUGGUCACUAUCUGCGUGGUCAGCGGAAAGAUGGAAAACGCGGCUCAUUACCUACGAGAUGUUGAGGAGAUUAUCAACCUCCGUGGCGUGCAGAAGGUCUCCCAGUCAUCCAAAGUGCGUAUGCUGCACAGCAUUUAUCUUUAUCUCCGGGUUGUGACCGAGAGAACUUGUAUCGAAGGUCGAUCUCAAGUCAAUAUUUUUGAAAACUCUAUGAAUCUCUCUGUUCACUCGUCGGCUGAAGGUAUCAACACUUGGGACCGUCUUAUCGGAUUUCCUUCACCUCUGACCGGCUGCGGAAACCUGGACGUGGAUACACCUUGCAAAUCCAUGUUUGAGGAAAUUUACUCCUUGCCUCAAUCCUUGUUCAAACUGAUUCUUCAAACUACUCACUUGUCGAUGUUGAUCAACAAGUUUCAAAAGCCCGGAGCAUCGCAUGACAUCGACCACGGCUUAUUAUCAACACAAGUAAAGAGUCUGGAGAGCAGAAUUUGUACUUGGGAAUAUGAGGUCCAAGACAACUCCAGGCAUUCUGCUCACACUCACUUGCCGGAAAGAGAGAUAUUCCCAUACCAUUUCGUCCAAGCGAUGUAUAAAGCUUUGAUCGUCUAUUUCUAUCGGAGCGUCAGAGACGUCAACGCCGCAAUAUUGCAAUGCUACGUCCAACAGAUUAUCGACCAUCUUUUUGAAUACGACAAGAAGAAACAAAAGCAUAUGGAUCAAUCUGCCAAUACUUGCUGGCCUGGCUUUAUCGCGGGAUGCGAGGCACUGGACCCAAAACUGAGAGACAAGAUUUCCGGUUGGCUUCAGCGGUCUGCUCAAUCCACUGGAAUCCGCAUGUUCAUGGUGGCAUUGGAAGCUAUGCAGAAGGUUUGGCAAACUAGAAGUUUGCCGGGGAUGCAGAACGCGCCUUGGAAUCGAGUCUUGGAGCAAUUCAGUGAGCUGAGGGUGCUUGUAUUGAGUUGA